GGCCAUGAUUCAUCUUGUCUCGACUGUUUACUCUCUGGCGUGAAACCGGAAGUCGUGGACUAGAGUCACAACAACACGACCUAACUUUCUACAACACGAGAGCCGCGUUGAAGAUGGCGCCCAGGAUGGAUGACGUCAUGCGUCUGUGCUGCGAUAUCUCAGCUCAAGAGCAAAUCAAGGUGGCGGUCAGAGGCGCGGGCAGGGGAGCCCUGAUGGCGGGGGGCAGCGCCUUCGUCGGAGGCCUGCUGGGCGGACCGCCUGGCAUCGCUGUCGGGGGCGUCGUAGGAAGCCUGCUGGCGGGCUGGAUGGCCGGCGGUCAGUUCCGUCCUCUUCCUCAGAUCCUGGCCGAGCUCCCGCCGGCGCAGCGGCAGAAACUGUACGAGGACGUGUCCGCCGUCCUGUCGGGUCUGGACUGGACCGACGCGGCCCAGCUGCUCGCCUUAGUGAUGGGCAACGCCACACUGCAGCAGCAGGUGGUGGCCGCCUUGCUCAACUACGUCACCAAGGAGCUCCGAGCCGAGGUGCGCUACAAUGACUGACGACGUGCGCCUAUUUAUUAUGUGCACCAUGCAGAUUGAAUUAAACAGAGCCAGUUUGAGGACAGAUGUGCUUAACCCAUUGGUUGUCAGUCCUCCCGGCCAAAAUGGAUUGUCAAGGACACUGAAAAAUUAUUUGCAGCCAGCCCUCACAGUGAGAUGGAUUGGACGUCUCUUGCCUUUAAAAGAAAUGCAUCUGAAAAACACUCCUUAUGAGCAACAAAACAUAUUCUGUGAAUACUAUAGAUAUACCUGUGCUGGCAGUGAAUGUGUUUAAUGUAACCAUUAAAAAAAUGCAAUCAAUUUUAUAUUUUCCAGGCAGUAAGUUAAGUUUUUGAUGUCAAUACCACUUUCUUUUCAAAUUCAGUUUUACUUUUUCGGAAGUAUUUUGGUUUUUCAUGCCCCCACCAUUUUUUGUUGGUUUUAUUUAAAGAGGCCCUCAAAUCAUUUUCCGAUAUUUUGAACUGUAAGAUAUGGGAGUGUUCCCUCGUGGAAAUGUGUUAUCUAUUCAAGUCAUUUUUUUAUUGCAAUCGCGUUAAGUUAAAUCCUCUUGCAGAUGGUAGGUUUUGAAAUUGUGCCAGGUGUGAUGUCCCACCACGCCUUAUGAAGCAAGUACGUGCCCUCUUUCUUGUUCCUUCGCGCCCACUAGUAUGGGGAGUGCUGAGAAAAGCCGCUUGGAGGUUGCCAAUUCCUGGAUCUAAAAUGUGCUGCAUCAAGCAAAUAAAGGAUUGUUUAAA
This is a messenger RNA of Corythoichthys intestinalis (scribbled pipefish), 1273 nucleotides long. Its product is annotated as protein C19orf12 homolog. The transcript is spliced from 3 exons. Lineage: Eukaryota; Metazoa; Chordata; Actinopteri; Syngnathiformes; Syngnathidae. The record is from RefSeq and is a predicted model, not a curated record. The coding region runs from base 114 to 539 and encodes 141 amino acids.